Molecule: messenger RNA, 3153 nt
Organism: Plasmodium fragile
Lineage: Eukaryota; Apicomplexa; Aconoidasida; Haemosporida; Plasmodiidae
Exons: 2
Coding region: 1-3153 (1050 amino acids)
Source: RefSeq, a predicted model, not a curated record
AUGACGGAUAAUGCGAAUCAGGAGGCUCGCCCGGAGGAAGAAAGUAAGAAUGCCCCGGGGGAAACCAAUUUGAAGAAUUUCGAAAAGACCUUCAUCAAUGAUUGGCAGAAGGCAUUAAGGCGCGUAGAGGAAGGGAGGAAAUGUUGCGAACACCUGAGUAGAAUAUUUCAGGAACUUAUUUGCAUCGAAAAGGAGUAUGAACAAAAUUUGAGAAAUUUGUGUAACUCAUUUAAAGAUUUUAGUGAUGAAUCAUCUGGAAUUAAAAAUGGAAUAAUGAGUCUAAAAAAUAAUAUCGAAAGGAGAUGUGAACAGAUAGCAGAUUUUAUUAACUAUGUAGAAAGUGAAAUAAUAUAUAGUACCCUUAACACUACCCUGAUUAAUCACAAAAAUGUGUAUGACCAGAUUAGAUUAGAUGGAAUGGAAAGUGAUAAAAUGGUAGAGAAGACUAAAAGGGACACGAUAAGAUAUGUGCAAAAUUGUGUAAGUGCAUACGAGAAUUUAGUGGAUUCUAUUCACGUCUUUCACAAUAGCACUUACUACCACCCGAUGAAGCGGAUUGAACUCUCUAAUGUUUGUAUACAUAAAUAUUUACUAGCCAAAAAGAGGGAGUAUGAAUAUAAGAACAUCAUAAAUAAUGUAAACCAAGUGGAAUUGAAAAAAGAGAAAAAAAUGAAAAGCAUUCUCUACUCCCUUGAAUCGAUGGACUGCAAAAGAAUUUCAUGUAUCAAGGACAACGUGAUGAAAUAUUUAAUUUUUUUUACCUCCUAUAUUAGAAAUGUGCAGUAUGAUCUGAAUAGCUGCAUUGAUGUGUUUAAAGAUGUAGACGCAGGUCGGGAAAUCGAGGAGUACUGCGAAAUGUACUGUUCGCGGGAUGGCGCUGCUGGGAAGAGACAAAAGGAGGAUUUAUUCCUUUAUAAUAAUAUUGUCUCGUGGCCAAUGCUAAUAGAUCACCGAAAUGAAUUUAACCGUGUUGGUGUGGGAUCUUUGUACGGUAGUCGAGGUGACCACCCCGAUAACGACAACUAUGUGAGUAGCGCGAAAAGUAAGUAUGGCAACUUAUUAUCGUCGUUCUUUAACGUUAAUGCGUAUAAGAAUUUGAUUCAAAAUGAGCACAGCGAUCGGAGGAGGGGUACGGAGAGAAAGGGGGUCAACAGUGUGUAUACGAAUAUUUUUAACGAAAUUGUUUUUUUUAACAAGAAGGAUGUGAGCAGCGAGGGGGAGGACGAAGCCGGGGAGAACGAAGCGGGGGAGGAUGAGACGGGGCGUAGUGAUCAGGGUGGAAAUGGUGACUCGGAUAACCAUGAUGAAGUACCCAACCCGAGUGAAGAACUCAAUCACAGUAAGGAAGCACUUCGUGCGGGGGAACAAAACGAAAAAGGGGAAAUGCCUGUACAAUCAGGCAAAAGGGAACCUAAUGAGGGUGAGGCCAAUUCCAUGGUGAAUGCGCUUGCACCAAGGGAGGCAUCCCAAACGGGGAAGGACUUGAUAGAGGAUGAACAUAAUGUGGACCAGCAUCCAGAUGGGGAAGUUGUUAAUCUAGCAGAUGGCGCUGCCGAAGAGGAUUCUAUUAAAAGGGAGUUUGUGCAGGUGGAAAAUCGCCACGGAGAUGGCAUAAAUCGCACAGAAGAGGUAGACAAUCGGAGUAGCAACCCCGAGGGUGGGGGCGAUGGACAUAGUGUGAAACGUAACAGUGCGCAGUGCGCGUCUGAUCUGAGUUACAUAUACGUAAGAGACAUGUUAGAAAGGGAAUAUACGCAGAAGGAGCAGGAGUCAGACAGCGGAGGAAGCGAAGUGGAUUGUACAAACCGAUUUAAAAAAAUAGAGAUUUUUUUUCAAUUUUAUUUGAAGAAUUUAUUUCAUGGAAAUUUUAUGAAAAUAGAAGAAUUCAACAUAUCGUCAUAUUUCAACGUGUACAAUAAUCGAUUAAUUUUUUGUGAGUGUCUGAUGUAUUAUGUUAAGAAGGGGAAAACUUUUUUUAAAAAUAUGAACGCCAUGAUUAUAUUUGCAAGAAUUAUUUUGUCCUUUUUGGACUACUGCGAUUUGUACUUUGAUUACUGGUCUUCCAUCUACAUUUUGGUCGCUUCGGAAAAUUUUUAUUUUGAAGUGGUGGAAAAUUACCAGUUGGAUGUUAAGCGGUUGUUAGAGGAGUGCCAUUUUUUUGAGAAGUUUAAAAGGGGAAAGGCAGACGGUAGGGUGGAGUCUCCAUUGGGGGCAAUCCAAAUGAACGCUGGUCAUGUGAAGGAAAAGGGAAAAAACAACGUUGGGAUGGACGAUUUUUUCAUUAUGGAUGACGAUGAAAAUGAAAAGGGGGGUUCAUCUAAGGCACCUAACGCGCGGGUGGUUUCGAAGAGGAGUAUGACGAGUAGCAGUGUAAGAAGGAGUGUCGUGAAUAUAUACGAGAGUAGGGAAAAAGUGCAGAAGGAGGGUCAUGUGGAGAAGGUAGGCAAUGUGGAUGACCAUUCCAAUGGGGACGCUCCUGCGCUAUCUGAUGUAGAGGGUAGCGGACAGGAACAAGUAAUAACAAGAACAAACGCGUCCAGUGCGUCUAGGGAAGAGCCCCCAAAUGAUGAAAUCCCAGAGGAUGCGGAACAGAAGGAUCAUCAAAGGGAUACAAAUUGUGAACAGCAAGUUAAUGGAGAAGAAAGGAAGAGUGACGAACGCGAUUUUGUAGAGAGUAGUGGGAAAGACCCACGGAAGAAGAAAAUCCUGUUGCACAAAUUUGUGUACGCCCACAAUCUGUGGAACAAUAUAAAGUUUUGGGAAGUCAGUUUGUUAAUUAUCAUUUCGGAAAUAAUCCAAGAAAGUGUUUUAUUGGAAAAACUAAAAUACGAGAACAAAGAAUUGCUGAUUAAAAAGUAUUUUUUUUUUUUUAAAUAUUUUAAUUUCUACAACAGUAUGAUUGACUUCGGAUUAUCAAUUAAUCAAAUUGGUUUGCUCCUAAACAAAGUGUUUCACAGUUUUGACUUAAAGAAUGACCCCAUUUCUCGCAAAUAUUUUUUCCAAAUCAUUGACAUUGCGACGAAUAAAAAGAUCACUCUGAAUUAUAUUAAGACGGAUGUCGGGAAUUUGAACACGGAGUAUAAGAAGUACUACUUGCAGUACUACAACAACUAUUUAAAUGAUGACAGUCGGCCUGGGGGGAAGAAGCUUUGA